Messenger RNA from Dicrocoelium dendriticum, 3753 nucleotides. The record is from the annotation of a GenBank genome assembly. NCBI's taxonomy places the organism in Eukaryota, Metazoa, Platyhelminthes, Trematoda, Plagiorchiida, Dicrocoeliidae.
AUUUUUCGUUGGUUGGCCAAAUGGCUUAGUACUGAACCGGCAAUGGUCAUUGAAGCCAGUCAAUGAUGUAAAAGAGUCGCAGAGUCGAAUGAUAAUGAUGCGGCCCCUCAGUCUAUUACGACACACGUAAGCCUUGGACAAGGAAGGCCUAGAAUUUUUUGACCGGACACAUACCGCAAUCCCGUCGUUUACUUGUUAGGGCUGCAGCCACGCUGGCCAUAUAGAUCUUGUUCCGCGACAAUCCGUUUCACUAUGGUUUCAGACCUGCACGCCAAAACCAAAGGUGAUGCUUCGGAUAAGAAAAAGGGGGAUGUUGCUAAGGAAGAAGACCUGUCUGAGGAAGACAAACAACUUCAGGAUGAGUUGAAAAUGUUGAUCGAAAGGUUGGAAGAGCCUAACGUCAGCUUAUACAAACCAGCACUAGAAAGCAUGUGCACGCUAAUUAAGUCGUCAACAACCUCCAUGACUUCUGUCCCGAAGCCACUUAAGUUCCUGGCCCCAUACUACGACAAAAUCAAAGCUAUUUAUGAAAACAUAGAAGACUCACCGACCAAACGUCUUUGCGCCGACGUAGUAUCUGUCAUCGGGAUGACAAUGACAGAUAAACCUGAGUCGCGUUACGAUACUCUAAAUUAUCGCCUUCUUGGCUCUGGGAGUGAGAUUGGAGCAUGGGGCCACGAGUACGUCCGUCAUCUGACGACUCAGGUUGUUGCUGUUUGGCAAGAGAAGGAUCUCGGUGCCAUCCAAGAUCGAGAUGAAGAUGCCACGCGCUUGCGCGAGCAGUAUCUCUCCCUGGUGCAUUCAAUUAUCCCCUACCUUAUGGAGCACAAUGCAGAAGCUGAAGCCAUAGAUUUAUGUGUUGAAAUAGAGAAGCUUAAUUUACUGGAACAAUAUACUUCCGCGUCUAAUUAUCAACGCGUUUGCUUAUAUUCCACCAGCUGUGUACCCUAUCUCCCUACACCGGACAACACUGAGGUGCUGAAAUGUGCCGCUACGCUCUAUCGUAAGUUCGAUGACCCCGGAAACUCAAUGCGUUGUGCACUUCGCCUGAACGAUAUGAAUCUCAUCCAUGAGAUCUUUUUCAAUUUCUCAAAAUAUGAGUCGUCCUCUGGAUCUGAACUCAGUGUUCAGCGACAGUUGGCGUAUCUUCUUGGAAAACAGGGUGUUGUGUUUUCAGAUGACAACGCAAUUGACGAGGAGUUGGCAGAGAUGCUUUGGAAUACUCGCCUAUCUGAUCACUUUUUAGACCUCGGAAGAGAAUUGGACAUAAUGGAACCAAAGCUUCCUGAGGAUAUUUACAAGACACAUUUAGAGGCAGUCAGACCUGCGCUCAAUUCUGCCGCCCUGGACUCCGCACGUGCAAAUCUGGCAUCUUCCUAUGUUAAUGGGUUGGUGAAUUGUGGAUUUGGCAAAGAAAAGCUUUUGCAGGAAACUCCGAAAGAAGUGCCUUGGUUGUGUAAACAAAAAGAACUUGCCAAAAUGAGCACCGUGGCCACAUUGGGCUGGGUGCUGUUGUGGGACAUCGACACGGGCUUGACGCAGAUUGACAAGUAUCUAUAUUCAGCGGAUGAUCACACACGCGCCGGUGGUCUGCUGGGUUGCGGUGUGGUCAACUGUGGUGUAAAGAACGAGUGCGACCCGGCUCUCGCUCUCCUGGGUUCUUACGUGGAAUCGGAUAAGGACGUGUUGUCUCGCGCUGCAAUCAUUGGCCUUGGCGUUGCUUACGCAGGUUCAAUGAAGGCUGAGGCCUUGUCAAGCUUAACUCCCGUCAUACUGGAUGUGAACACUGCCAGGCUGCAACAUGCAUGUCUCGCAGCCUUGUCUGCCGGAAUGAUCGCCGUCGGUUCGCUUAACGUUGAAGUGACUUCCACUAUCAUACAGACCAUGCUCGAAAGACCAGCCAGUCAUUGGGGCAACCCCUUCAGUAAAUUCAUGGCUUUGGGCUUGGCUAUCACGUGCCUCGGUCGACAAGAGGAAGUAGAAGUUGUAUUGGCCUCUUUGGAAGCGGUAUCUGAGCCGCUGAAAUCUAUGGCUCAUAUGAUGUGCGACUUUUGUGCAUACACCGGUAGUGGUAAUGUCCUCAAAGUUCAAAACCUCCUUCAUAUUCUUUCGGAAAAAUAUGAGGCAAAAGCUAAAGAGAAAGGUGAAAAGGCGACAAGCGCAGCAAAACCCAAAGACAAAGAGAAGCCGAAAGAUUCAUCCCGUUCCGGUAACCGAGGGAGACAACGCCGAGGAAACGCGGCACGCAACACCAACAAUAAAGCAACUGAUGGACUUUCUCCCGAUGAGGAAGGAGGCGAGGGCGGUGCCACUGCUGGUGCCGAUGAGGGAAACGACCAGAAUGCCCCGAUGGACACCACACCACCUGUCGAGGCCGACAUCGAAGGACAUGACAACUUCGACUUCCAUGCUCAUCAAGGUCUUGCAGUUUUGGGAGUCGCGUUGAUAGCCAUGGGAGAGGAGGUCGGUUUAGACAUGGCUUUUCGCAUGUUCGGCCAUUUGUUACGUUUCGGAGAGCUACCAAUCAAACGAGCUGUUCCCUUGGCUUUGGCUUUGUGCUACGUCUCCAAUCCUCAGCUGAAAGUGUUGGACACUCUUAGCAAAUUCAGCCAUGAUGCGGAUUCGGAAUUGUCAUAUAAUUCCAUUUUAGCCAUGGGCAUUGUGGGCGCGGGAACUAACAACGCACGAUUAGCGGCCAUGCUUCGGCAGCUCGCGGUCUAUCACAGCCGUGAUCCGUAUAAUCUGUUUCUGGUCCGAUUGGCGCAAGGGCUGACGCAUCUCGGAAAAGGCACUCUCACGCUCUCUCCAUGGCAUUCGGACCGUUUCCUUACUCGUCCAGUCGGUAUAGCUGGCCUCCUAACUCUGCUUGUCUCAUGCUUGGACACGAAAACGACAUUCAUGGGCAGACAUGAUUACUUGAUUUUCUAUUUGACUCCGGCUAUUCAACCACGUCUACUUAUGACGUUUGAUGAGGAGUUGAAACCGCUCCCGGUAACCGUUCGAGUCGGCCAAGCCGUCGAUGUGGUCGGUCAAGCUGGCAGACCGAAAACCAUCACCGGUUUCCAAACUCACACCACCCCCGUAUUGUUGUCCCAUGGAGAGCGCGCCGAACUGGCCACCGAUGAGUACGUAGCUGUCACGCAGCUUCCUUUGGAAGGGUUCGUGCUAUUGAAGAAAAACCCGAAUUACGAAGAGUCUACUGCUUAAAUGCUCCAUUUCCGGAGGGCACACCUAUAUCCUCUCUGCUCUACCGGCUUGAAAAAUGGAUCACGAUCCGUCUGUUGAAUUUUUCUUUUUUUGGUCCGUUGUAGUUCUGAUCUCGCCUCGACUGAUGAUAAACAUUACGGUCUGUUUUGUGCUUGUUCCUCCGAUGGCACACUGCAUAUCUUUGGACGGGCGUCAGCUAAUUGAAUUAGGCGGGUUUGUGCUCGCUCAAGGCACUACUGCAUAUGAUCUUCCGCCGUGUUUUUCUUCUUUGCGCACACGCUCAUCGUUUUUUACUUGAUCUCUUCUUGAUCAAGCGAGUACGUUGGAUAUUCCCCUGUUAAAUAAAUAGAUAAAUCUUUUAUUUCUCCGAAUUGGGCAAGCCCAAGGGGUAUACAGCUCUUUUUCUACGAAUGAUUUCACCAUAGUGGAGUCACUUCAACAUAUGGUGUGGUAAUGUGUAUGCUGUUAUUUAUAUUAACAGUAUCACGCAUUCGUGAUGUUCAUGGAUAAAGACAGAUGAAUGUAAAUAAAUCACUAAAUAGUUGG